This is a messenger RNA of Salvia splendens (bonfire salvia), 933 nucleotides long. RefSeq names its product glutathione S-transferase T3-like. The record is from RefSeq and is a predicted model, not a curated record. Lineage: Eukaryota; Viridiplantae; Streptophyta; Magnoliopsida; Lamiales; Lamiaceae. The transcript has 3 exons. The coding region runs from base 1 to 933 and encodes 310 amino acids.
AUGGAUUGGUUUAACAGCGAUCAACGACAGAUGGACGAUUUCGUCAGCGCCAACAACUGGCACGUGCUACUGUCGCCCGACCCUAAUGCAACGCCUAGUCCGGGGGAGGGGCAAGGCAAGGUUGCGGAUGAUGAGGGGCCGAAGAAGUAUAGUCCGCAGGUGACAUUGUGGCUGGCCAAGAAUUUCGUCGACGUAUCCGAGGAUCCUAUCAUCGGCAACCAGCAGAGCGGCAAAGUGUUCUGGCAGCGAAUUGCAGAGAAGUACAACGCUGGCCGUCCUAGAGGGUCGUUCGAGCGUAGCUACAUGAAGCUACGCAAGCAUUGGGGUCGGGUCCAGAAGGAGAUGAACAAGUGGAAUGGCAAGUGGAUGAACGUAGUCCGGAUGUGGCCGAGCGGGCACAGCGAGAUGGAUCUCGUGGAGAAGGCCAGGGCGGAGUUCUUCUCUGACGGGAAGAAGCAUUUCAAGUACUUCGACGUUUGGAAGAUUGUCGAGAAGAACCCGAAGUACACCGGUGGGGCAGAACCUGCGCCAAGUGGGGCGCCAAAGAGAACCAAAGUUUCCCCCGCCGGACACUACUCGUCGAGCGAAGGAGGUCCACCAAUCGACCUGAACGUGACAGACGACGACGUCUUCCUCUCAUCCCCUAGCACUCAAAGCCGUCCGAUGGGAACAAAGACGGCAAAGAGGAAAGCGAAGGGGAAGGCAACAGCGAGCUACUCCGCUAUGUCGCCGCCGCCCAAUCCUUCCCUAGAUAAGAUAUCCGACUCUAUGUCGGAUAUGAGUAUUACCUGGAGGAUGAGCCAGCUGACGGAGUUGACAUCGAGGGAUACCUCGACAAUGCCAGAGUUCGAUCUCGAGUUGCACCAUGAGAUGAUCGCCUACCUUCGUCGUGUGCAUUUGUCAGUUCUUGCUGGAGGUAUUAAAAUGGAAUAA